Molecule: messenger RNA, 763 nt
Organism: Leguminivora glycinivorella
Lineage: Eukaryota; Metazoa; Arthropoda; Insecta; Lepidoptera; Tortricidae
Exons: 2
Coding region: 270-716 (148 amino acids)
Source: RefSeq, a predicted model, not a curated record
ACCACCAUUUAAAACCUUAUGAGUGUGAACCGGGCACAUGUGAAGAAAAAAAGGACCUCUUCGCUUGUAUCAAAAAGUAUUGUGAUAAGUGGAAAGCCAAAAAAGCUAAGGAAAAAAAGGCUAAGGAAAAGAAAAAGAAGAAAGAGCAACGUUUAAAACAGAUAAAGAAGAAGAAGGAACAAAGACAGCGUGAAAAACUACAAGGUACAAGGCGUUCGAGUUUUAUUACUUCAAUAUUUAAGAGCCAAGAAGAAGAUGACGAUAGACAAAUGUUGUUGCCCGAUGAAGUAAAAAAAAGGAAACAGAAAGAUAGGGACGAAAAAGAAGGAAAAGGGAAAGAUCGAAAAGGGAAAGGGAGGGAUGAGGGCACAUCGGAGCUUGGAGAUAAGGCAAAGAAAACAUUCGCUGUUACAAGACGUGGUUAUAGGAGGCUUACCAGAAGAAUUAGAGAGAGAUACUAUCGUAAUAAGAAAAUGGCUGAGGAGCAAAAAGGCCAAUAUUCAUGCGAUUUCUAUUUGAUGUCGCUGAGAACCAAACCAUGUUUGUGGGUGUAUUACAUGUGUCCUGUAUGCUACCCGUACUGUUUGCAAGUGUUGAAUGUUUGGAGACAAGUGUCGGACCUUCUGCUGUUCUUCGUGGCUAUCGUAGUGUGGAGCCCGUGCAUCUUGUGCGCCGAGUGCCUGAAGGUAAUAGUCUGUAACAUAGCCGUGGUGUAACUAAAUUGUCCCUUAGUUUUUAAAUAAAUUUGGUGAUUUUUUUUAUA